UUUGUCUCCUUGUGUGUUAAAUGUCAUAUACUACUCAUUCUCAGUUGGGCCUGUCUCCCUUGCUGUUCUGUGAGGAUGUUACAUCUGGUAGCCCUGAGGAGCAAAAGGAAAUCCCAGUGACUCUAAAGCCUGCAGUGCCCCCUCUUGAGCCUCAGGAGGAUGUGCAGAUCAAUCCGAAUGUUAGAUGCUGUAUUCUGGAGAGGGGCUCUGCCGGUUUUGGCUUCCAUUUGGCCUGCGUCAAUCAGAAACCUGGCACCUUCAUCAGCCAGGUAGCAGCAGAAGGCCCAGAACAGACUUCAGGUCUCCUUCAGGGUGAUGUGGUGGUGGAGGUGAAUGGACAGAACGUGGAGAAAGAGUCUGUGGAGGAUGUGAUCUUACAUGUGAAAAGAGGAGGAGACACUCUUUCUUUACUAGUAGUAGAUCAGAAAGGUUAUGACUGGCUGAAGAAAAAUGGGAAGCCAAUCACUGUGAACAAACUAGCACCAAUCUCUGAGGUGGAGGAAAGCCUUUCAAGUGCUGCUGAACCACCAAUACUGAAGACUGAUGAAUUGUGUGAUGUCCAGACUAAUAGUCCACCUAGUGGUGAUGGCCAUUAAAACAAGUGCUUUGAGAAUGAUGUUUAAAUAGUUUCACUGG
Messenger RNA from Sinocyclocheilus grahami, 636 nucleotides. Its product is annotated as Na(+)/H(+) exchange regulatory cofactor NHE-RF3-like. The transcript is spliced from 3 exons. The record is from RefSeq and is a predicted model, not a curated record. NCBI's taxonomy places the organism in Eukaryota, Metazoa, Chordata, Actinopteri, Cypriniformes, Cyprinidae. Gene Ontology annotation, molecular function: protein binding; protein-membrane adaptor activity. Gene Ontology annotation, biological process: protein localization to plasma membrane. Bases 21 to 596 code for a protein of 191 amino acids. Gene Ontology annotation, cellular component: apical plasma membrane.